CUCUCCCCGCAGCAGCCGCCGCCGCAGCCGCCGCCUGGGCCGCCCCGUGUCCCCGGUGGAGCCGCCGCCGCUGCCGCCGCCGUGAGCUCGAUGCGGACGGAGCCUGGGCCGGGCCAUGGGGAUCCUCAGCAUCACGGACCAGCCGCCCCUGGUCCAGGCCAUCUUUAGCCGAGAUGUGGAGGAAGUGCGUUCCCUCCUCUCGCAGAAGGAAAACAUCAAUAUACUGGACCAAGAGAGGCGAACCCCAUUGCAUGCUGCUGCCUACGUAGGCGAUGUCCCCAUCCUCCAGUUGCUACUGAUGUCAGGUGCUAAUGUCAACGCUAAGGACACAUUGUGGCUGACCCCGCUUCAUCGUGCCGCUGCCUCCCGAAACGAGAAGGUGCUGGGGUUGCUGCUGGCACAUUCAGCUGAUGUGAAUGCCCGGGACAAGCUGUGGCAGACACCACUGCAUGUGGCUGCUGCCAACCGGGCCACCAAGUGUGCCGAGGCUCUGGCACCCCUGCUGAGUAGCCUCAAUGUAGCUGACAGGAGCGGGCGCAGCGCUCUGCACCAUGCUGUACACAGUGGGCAUCUUGAGAUGGUGAACCUGCUCCUUAACAAGGGAGCAAGCCUGAACGUCUGUGAUAAGAAGGAGCGGCAGCCAUUGCACUGGGCAGCUUUUCUAGGGCAUUUAGAGGUCCUGAAACUGCUGGUGGCACGUGGAGCAGACCUCAGCUGUAAAGACCGAAAGGGCUAUGGGCUGCUCCACACAGCAGCAGCCAGUGGCCAGAUUGAAGUGGUGAAGUACUUGCUCCGGAUGGGGGCUGAGAUUGAUGAGCCCAACGCUUUUGGGAACACAGCUUUGCACAUCGCUUGCUACCUUGGCCAGGAUGCUGUGGCUGUUGAACUAGUGAAUGCAGGGGCCAAUGUCAACCAGCCAAACGACAAGGGUUUCACACCACUGCACGUGGCAGCUGUCUCCACCAAUGGCGCGCUCUGCCUGGAGCUGUUGGUCAAUAAUGGGGCUGAUGUCAACUACCAGAGUAAAGAAGGGAAGAGCCCCCUUCACAUGGCUGCCAUUCAUGGCCGUUUCACGCGCUCCCAGAUCCUCAUUCAGAAUGGUAGCGAGAUUGAUUGUGCUGACAAAUUUGGGAACACGCCACUCCACGUGGCUGCUCGCUACGGACACGAGCUGCUCAUCAGCACUCUCAUGACCAAUGGCGCUGAUACUGCCCGGCGCGGCAUCCAUGACAUGUUUCCCCUGCACUUAGCUGUUCUCUUCGGAUUCUCUGACUGUUGCCGGAAGCUUCUCUCCUCAGGUCAGCUGUACAGUAUCGUGUCUUCACUCAGCAAUGAGCAUGUGCUUUCUGCUGGGUUUGACAUCAACACACCUGACAGCCUUGGCCGCACCUGUCUUCAUGCUGCUGCUUCUGGAGGGAAUGUUGAAUGUCUUAAUUUGCUGUUGAGCAGUGGAGCUGAUCUGAGAAGGAGAGACAAAUUUGGAAGGACCCCACUGCACUAUGCAGCUGCCAAUGGUAGCUACCAGUGUGCCGUGACUCUGGUGACUGCUGGGGCGGGCGUCAACGAGGCUGAUUGUAAAGGCUGUUCUCCCCUUCACUACGCUGCUGCCUCAGACACCUACCGGAGAGCGGAAUCCCACACUGUUUCCAGCCAUGACGCAGAAGAGGAUGAGCUACUGAAGGAAUCCCGCAGGAAGGAGGCCUUCUUCUGUCUGGAGUUCUUAUUGGAUAAUGGUGCAGACCCCUCCCUGCGGGACAGGCAGGGCUACACAGCUGUGCACUAUGCAGCCGCCUACGGCAACAGACAGAACCUUGAACUGCUCUUAGAAAUGUCCUUUAACUGCCUGGAGGAUGUGGAGAGCACUGUUCCAGUCAGCCCUUUGCACUUAGCUGCCUACAAUGGUCACUGUGAAGCCCUGAAGACACUAGCUGAAACGCUGGUGAAUCUGGAUGUAAGGGACCACAAGGGCCGGACCGCGCUCUUCCUGGCCACUGAGCGAGGCUCUACUGAGUGUGUGGAGGUGCUCACGGCCCACGGUGCCUCUGCCCUCAUCAAGGAACGUAAACGCAAGUGGACACCCUUACAUGCUGCUGCUGCCUCUGGCCACACUGAUUCCCUGCACUUGCUGAUUGACAGUGGGGAGCGUGCUGACAUCACAGAUGUCAUGGAUGCCUAUGGACAAACCCCACUGAUGCUGGCCAUCAUGAAUGGCCACGUGGACUGUGUACAUCUGCUGCUAGAGAAAGGAUCCACGGCUGAUGCUGCUGACCUCCGGGGCCGCACUGCCCUCCACCGUGGGGCAGUGACUGGCUGUGAGGACUGCCUGGCUGCCCUGCUGGACCACGACGCAUUUGUGCUGUGCCGAGACUUUAAAGGUCGCACACCCAUUCACCUGGCCUCAGCCUGUGGCCAUACUGCAGUGCUUCGGACUCUGCUGCAGGCUGCACUUUCCACAGACCCCCUAGAUGCUGGUGUCGAUUACAGCGGAUACUCGCCCAUGCACUGGGCCUCCUACACUGGACAUGAAGAUUGUCUGGAGUUGUUACUUGAACACAGCCCUUUCUCAUACCUGGAGGGAAACCCCUUCACUCCUUUGCACUGUGCGGUAAUUAAUAACCAGGACAGCACCGCAGAGAUGCUGCUUGGAGCUCUGGGUGCCAAGAUUGUAAACAGCAGAGACGCCAAAGGGCGGACCCCCCUUCACGCCGCUGCCUUUGCGGACAAUGUCUCUGGCCUCCGGAUGCUGUUGCAGCAUCAAGCUGAAGUGAAUGCCACUGACCACACUGGCCACACUGCACUCAUGACGGCAGCUGAGAAUGGACAGACUGCCGCUGUAGAAUUUCUGCUGUAUCGAGGGAAGGCGGACCUGACUGUGCUGGAUGAGAACAAGAACACUGCCCUUCACUUGGCUUGUAGCAAGGGCCAUGAGAAAUGUGCCCUUAUGAUCCUGGCAGAAACCCAAGACCUUGGCCUUAUCAAUGCUACCAACAGUGCGCUGCAGAUGCCACUCCACAUCGCUGCCCGGAACGGUCUAGCUUCCGUGGUGCAGGCCCUGCUGAGUCGUGGGGCCACAGUGCUGGCUGUGGAUGAAGAAGGUCACACCCCAGCACUGGCCUGCGCCCCUAACAAGGAUGUGGCAGACUGUCUGGCCUUGAUCCUCUCCACCAUGAAGCCUUUCCCACCCAAGGAUGCCGUCAGCCCUUUCAGCUUCAGCCUGCUCAAGAACUGCAGCAUCGCAGCCGCCAAGACGGUGGGUGGCUGUGGUGCCCUGCCUCACGGGGCCUCCUGUCCCUACAGCCAGGAACGGCAUGGCGCCAUUGGGUUAGAUGGCUGCUACUCUGAGUAGCCCCCUCCAGUGUCCCUCCCCCUGCCGGUGGCUUGAUAUCUUAUUCUAUUUAUUUAGAAAAAAUGUCUAAACAUUUAGGGCACUUUAAAGGAGAACACGACUGGGUGGUGGGGCCAAUUGGGGAAGGAAGCACUGGGGAGCAGCUGCUUACCCCUUUGCCACACCAUCCUGGCCUGGCAGAGGUCUGGGACCCACAGGGAGAACCCCAGGCUCUUGGUACCCCCAGGGCAACCCCUUCUGCUAAGUGUCCCAAAAUGAUUGCUAAAUGCCUGGCUCACCUCUCUUUGACUCCAUCUCUCAGUUUCCCCUGUUUGCUGCCAGCUCCCCCCAACUCUUCCUUCUGACUUUCCUCUCUUUGUCCCCUCUCCUCCUACCUCUGCUGCCAGGCAGACCCCCUCCUCUUCUUCCAUACCCAUCACUGCCUACCUGCUUGGCCCCUCCAUUCCUGCAGCAGUGAGAAGCCUUAAUUUCUGGUACUGUGUGAGCACUCUGGGGGUGUCCUCCUCCCCCUUCAGGGGCAGCUAGAGGAUGAGGGGGGAGGGUAUUUAGCACUGAGGCCUAGAGCUUCCCCCAUAUCCUGUCACCCCUAAAAUUUAAAUGCAAACACUUGAAGCAGCAACUACUGAACCUGGCCCGGACCCUGUGCUUUCUGGCUCCUCGUGCAAACCAAGGGCUGCUUCUGCCCCCACAGCCUGCUCCUGUGUCACCACUUCUGGCCUGGUCCCCUAACCACGCACUUUAACCUUGCUUAUUUCUUUUAACUUCUUUUGGGGGAGGGAGCCUGUGGCCGUCCCUCCUGGGCUCUCUUCUCCCUGAACUUUGAGCCUUGUCAUGAACUUUUAAGUAAGCAUUUUAUUCUUUAGGGGAAAAAACAAAUCAAUAUCCUGCCCAUUUCAAAACUACAGCCCUCAUAUGUCCUCUGUGUUUCAGGAAUGUGUUUGCAUGUGAGUGAAGGUAGGGACCAUGUUCUUCCUCCUGUAUCCCCUAGUCCCAGAGUUCCCCAUGCCUGUCUCCACCUUCCGUCUGUCUGAGAACCCACUGCCCCAGUCCCUCCUAAUAUGAAGCCAAAGAUGGUGGGAAGGGCAGGGGCAGUGUAGGGACCGUGUUAGGGAAGCAGGGUUUCCUCCAAUGGGGAAGGGGGAGCACUGGUCAGGGAGCACAGAUGGACACUGAGGCUGAGCUCAGCCCUUGCCUUCCCAGCAUGGGAGAGAUACGAUUCCUGGAAUGUACCCGAGAAGCCAAACUGGCCUGGUAUGAGGAGGGGCAGUGUUCUCUUUAAAUGUAGCAUUGCAUCUGGCCCUGGUCCCUUCCAAUUCCCUGUCCCUCUGUCUCCUUGGUGAACCUCUGCACAGUUGGACCCAAUCCCAUAACCCAGUGUCCCUUCCUCACACGCAAUACCUCAGCCAGGGGCCAAGACACAGAACUUGAAUAGAGGUCCUGCCCCCUCCACCCUACAGUGCAUCCUCGACCAGUUUGGCUGCCAUCAGUAUUGCCCCCUGAGAACUGAGAACUGGAUGGGCUUCGUUUACACAGUACAGGGGUCUCUCCUGGGGACCCCUUCACCUCUUUCCCCUACCCAAGCUUGCUUUACUCACAUUUUUACCCAUUUUCAGUUGUGUCCCUUGAAUGUCUUGCCACCCUUGCCAAGGGUGAGCUGAGGAGAGAGGGGCCAUCCCAGGAAGCCCUUCCUCCUGAGAUACCCUGCACCAUACCUCAUGCUGGAUCUUUCCUUUUCAUGGUUCCUGUUUAUCUGUCUGUCUUGCUGCCCCGCCCUUCAGAUCCUAAACCGUUUCAAGGCUUCCAAACAACCAUUAUUGGUGAGAAGGAUUGUGCAGCUUUUAGUUUUUAUUUUUGUUUUCAAAGCCAAAGGGCCUUGCAAUGCCCCUCUUGCCCACACCCUCACAGCCCUCCUUCCCUGUACCUUCCCUGUACGACAAUCAGUGUGACCUCUCUAAGGGCUGCCGCCCCCACCCCACCCCUGCCCCACCAGUUCUGCAAAGCUUGCCCCUAACUUAAGUUCUCUCCUAAAUCUUCCCAUUUCAUUUCCUUCCUCUCAUCUUGGUGCUGGGAAUUAGGUGGUGGUGGGGCAUGGGGAGCAGGGAAAUGGUUCCCCCAGAGAUGACUUGGGGUAUCAGUCGUGUUCUCCUUUAUCAAUGCUUGGUGAUGACAGAGGAAUCUGAGUAUAUGUCAGGAGUCCCAUUGUUUUGUUUUGCUAGAUGAGAUUUCUGGUGGCUGUCUGCUCCCUGCUGUCCUGGGCACAGUGUCAGCAGUGCUGGGAAGAUGGCAGGGGGUCCUCUGUCCCUCCUCAUGUGGCUGUGAGGAGGCCUGGAGGGCGAACAGCCUCCUCUCCUUAUGCCAAAGGAAAUCCCGCACCCCACCCUGGGCUGCCCAGCCCCUAGUGUUUUUGAAGCAUUUUGACCAUUCUCAUGGCCACUGCGUAUUUAUUUUAAUGUUAAGAUUUUUUUUUUAAGAAACCUCUUUGACUUAAACGGGUGUGGAGAAGUAAAACAGGCAGAAUGCCCGCCCCCGAGUCUUAAGGGGGUGGGGAGGGAACAUGUCCUUCCCUCUCCCUUCCCUCUCCCCUCCCCUCUCCCCACCACAGCUCUAAAGCACUUGCUUCAAGUAAUAAGCACUUUUGUGAAAAGGCCUAUUUUAAGGGAGGACCCUGGGAACAGCCCUAGGUCCCAGCAAAGGAGACAGAGCGAGGGCUACAUAGGAGACAGGGAAACAGACGUGUGAAUCAGAGGGUGACUGAAGAGAGCCAGUUUUUAGUUUCCGAUGGGGGGCCAUGUUUCUGAUUGUGCGGUGGCUUUGGUAGGGAUGUGUACUUCAGAAAAACAAAUGGCACAAACUGUGGGUCCCAGGAUGGACCGACAGACCCGGGUCACUGCCACUGUCCAACUGAGACUCUGAGACUGACGGGCUACCUCCCCACCCGUGGCCCCCUGAGCCAUAGGACUGCUGAAAACCACUGAAUGUACAGCCCAGGUUGGGGUGGGAGUAGCCCCUGGGGGAGGGGGCUUCUCCUUUUGUUUGGUGCUGUGGGGGGGUGGGAGACAUGUGUUCCUUGGGGUGGAGGGGCUGUGGAGGGCCGCCUCCCUCUCUGAGCCCAGCCACAGCCCCUCUUCCUUCCUCACCCCUGUCCGUUCUGACUGUAAGUCCAGCUCACCUUUGCCUUCACUAUGUAACCAAAGGAAAACUCAACACUGUUUCCACCACUGUCUGCCCACCCAGCACCUUCUUCCUCCCUGGAUCACAAGGGGAGAAGAGGCUGGGGGUGGGGGUGGGGGUGGGGCCUGAGUGAAUGCUUCUACAACUGUACCCCCAAAGCCCUCUCUGUGAUCUUGGGAGGGGUCCUGAGAGGCGGGGUGGGGCCAGGCUGGCGGGCUGGGAGUACGCACUGUGUGUUUCUCUGUUGAAAUGACUCCGGCCGCUGUGCUCCAGCGGGGAGGCCCCUUCCUCCUUCCCACCCAGCCAUUUCUCACCCUCUCCCCACACCCAGUGUUUAUUCCCUGCCUCCUCCCCUUCCCACCGCAAAGGAAAAUAGCCUUACAGACCCUAGCCCAGAAACCCUACUCCUGGGGCAAGCCAGUAUGGCCCCAUCCCGCCGAGUUUGAACCCUUCUUUUUUGAGGAGGGGCAGGGAGCAGUGCAGUCUCUUCCCCUCUGGUGGCUCCAGCCCUCUGGGCAAGGACAGAGCUGAGGAAUCUUUGAGGACCAAGCCCAGUGGUCUGGGAAGAGGGAGGUGGAGAAAGAAGGGUCUGACUUGGGGGACUCCCUCCUCCCAACCCAAACCCUAUAGAGAAGCGACCAAAUUCCCAGAGACAGGAGGGAGUUGGGGUCCGGGUCUGCUCUUUGAAUUACUUGAAGGUACUGACUCUGAGGCUGCUGUUGCCCACACAGGUGUGAGGGGACACUGUCACUGCAUUUGGGAGGGCAGAGGAUGGCGGGUGACAAGAGGAUCCACCCUUGGCCCUCGCUCACUCCUAUUCGGCCCUUUCCCUGGGCCCUCCUCUCCCCACCCUCACUCUGGGUGCCCCUCCAGUUGCACUAAAGUAGCUGUUGUGCCAGUCUUACCCAUGCCAGGGUGGGGCCUCUGCUUCCAGUCCUUCUUAACGCCUGUGCUCCCAUCCUGGACAAUCUUGUUCACUUGUAUUCCUGGAUAGCUCAGCUGUGUGUGUGUGUGUGUGUGUGUGUGUGUGUGUGUGUGUGUGUGUGUUGUGGGGGUGGGGGUGGGUUUGGCUGGAGUGGGUCUAUCAGGAGUUUGGGAAGGGCUAGGGGAAAGAUGGAGGAUGGUGUCUCCUGCCCCCUUCCCCAACUCCCAAACCACAGAAGCCUGGGAGGGAGGGUGCCUACUCACGCUGCCGCGUGUCCUGCAGAUGUGCCAAAAUAGGGUGGGUGGGAGGGGAGGGUGCCUGGCAGAGCAGCCCCAGGUGGCUCUCUCAAAGCAAUACAGUUCCCCUGCUGGGGAACAGCAAGACAGGGGAGAGGGUUGGGUGGGGACCUGGGGUUCCCCAUGUACAGCUGUGUAUAUUCAGGGGUGUUCUCUGUCUGGUACCCGCUGUGGGCAUCUAUGUGUGUGUGAACCCCCCCCUUCCCAUGCCCUGCAUGACCUGUGAUGCUGCAGACACCACCAUCCUGUGUGCAGGUGUGGUGGGGCACUGUGGGGCAUGCUUCAUGUCCUGUUGCGCCCUCCACCCUGUGACCUGUGUACUCGGUUGUAGGAAGUAAAGAGAACUGAGCACAA
Molecule: messenger RNA, 8092 nt
Organism: Meriones unguiculatus (Mongolian gerbil)
Lineage: Eukaryota; Metazoa; Chordata; Mammalia; Rodentia; Muridae
Gene: Ankrd52
Product: ankyrin repeat domain 52
Exons: 28
Coding region: 116-3346 (1076 amino acids)
Molecular function (GO): protein binding
Source: RefSeq, a predicted model, not a curated record